AGCAUGCUGCCCUUCCUUACAGGCAGACGGUUCAAUUUUUGUCGUUGGCGUUGAAUUCGUGCUUACUUAUUUUUCGGUUUUGUUAAUUGCGCUACGUUUGGUGAAGCACAUAAGAAUGAUUUACAAUAAUUAUUGAGUUGUUGUCUAAGUUAAACAAACAUAUAUACAUUUGUCGAAUACAGGUUGAACAAUGCAGUCACUCAAAACAACCGAUUUGCCGGAGAAUCCUCGAGAACAUGCCAAUUUCAUAUCGGCAAUAUGCUUCUGGUUCACCAUGCCCACGUUCCUCAAGGGGCGCAAAAAAGUGUUGGAAACCAGCGAUCUCUACAAGACGUUAAGGGAACACAAGACAGAAACACUUGGGGAUAAAAUAUCCGUGGCAUGGAAUCGUGAAUUACUGAAACAGCAAAAGAACCCCAAUAAGAAACCCAGUUUGCUGUGUGCCUUGAUUCGGGUAUUUGGCUGGUACUAUGGACUACUGGGCUUGGUGCUGUUUCUCCUGGAGCUGGGAUUGCGCACAAUACAACCGUUGUUUCUGUUGAAGCUGAUUGCGUACUACACGAAUGGCAAGGAAUCGAUCAAUGAUGCAUAUUUCUAUGCAGCUGGUGUGAUUGCUUGCAGUGCUCUCAACGUGUUCAUCAUGCAUCCUUAUAUGCUGGGCACUGUUCACAUGGGCAUGAAGAUGCGUGUCGCCUUGAGCAGCAUGAUUUAUCGCAAGGCUCUUAAGUUGAGCAAAACGGCACUGGGGGAUACGACAGCUGGACACAUUGUGAAUCUCAUAUCUAAUGAUGUAGGUCGCUUGGAUUUGGCAACGAUCUUCGUUCACUAUCUGUGGGUUGGACCGCUGCAGACGCUCUUUAUCACGUACCUGAUGUACCUAAAGAUUGGCAUUGCUGCCAUCUUUGGUGUCGCCUUUAUGCUUGCCUUCAUUCCGCUCCAAGCGUGGCUGGGCAAGAAGAGCUCUGCUCUCCGCAUGCGCACUGCGCUGCGUACGGAUGAACGUGUUAGGAUGAUGAAUGAGAUCAUUGCCGGCAUUCAGGUGAUCAAGAUGUAUGCCUGGGAGGUGCCCUUCGAGCAGCUGGUGGCAUUUGCGCGUAAGAAGGAAAUCAAUGCCAUACGACAUGUUUCCUACAUACGCGGCAUCUUGUUGUCCUUCAUCAUCUUCCUCACGCGUGUCUCCAUCUUUCUCAGCCUGGUGGGCUACGUGCUCCUGGGCACUUUUCUCACACCCGAAGUGGCCUUUGUGAUCACCGCCUACUACAACAUUUUGCGCACCACAAUGACUGUGUUCUUUCCCCAAGGCAUCUCGCAGAUGGCCGAGGCAUUGAUCUCCAUUAAGCGUGUGGAGAAGUAUAUGCUCUAUGAGGAGACUGAUGUGAGUGACAGAUCCGUGGAUAUGUCGACAGUGUCGACACCAGGCACAAAUCAAACCACAGUGCAAUCGAAACUGGAACAGGAGAAGUUGCUGACGCCAACAUCGCUGCAGAACAUCAAUGAAAACGCCAUGUUAUCCGAGGCCAAGGUGUCGAUCAACAAUCUGAUGGCCAAAUGGGAUCCCAACUCACCGGAUUACACACUCAAUGGCGUCAAUUUGCGAGUACAACCGGGCACAUUGCUGGGCAUCGUGGGACGCACAGGUGCCGGCAAAUCGAGUCUCAUUCAGGCCAUACUGGGAGAACUGCGUGUGGAGUCGGGUGAAAUACGUGUUAAUGGCAGCUUCUCUUAUGCCAGCCAGGAGCCUUGGCUAUUCACGGGCACUGUGCGCCAGAAUAUACUCUUUGGCCAGGAGAUGGACAAGCGGCGUUACAAUCUGGUUGUAAAGAACUGUGCGCUCGAGCGUGACUUUGAGCUGCUUCCCUUUGGCGACAAGACAAUUGUGGGAGAACGUGGUGCCUCGUUGUCGGGUGGCCAGAAGGCGCGCAUCAGCUUGGCACGUGCUGUCUAUCGCCAGUCGGCCAUCUAUCUGCUGGAUGAUCCUCUGAGUGCGGUGGAUACUCAUGUGGCUCGCCAUCUGUUUGAGAAAUGCAUGCGUGGAUAUUUGCGGGAUCGCAUUGUCAUUCUGGUAACGCAUCAGCUGCAGUUCUUGCAGCAUGCCGAUCAGAUUGUCAUCAUGGACAAGGGACAAGUGAGUGCGGUGGGCACUUACGACUCGCUGCGAGAAUCUGGCCUGGACUUUGCAACCAUGCUGGCGGAAGAGCACGAUGAGCACAACAGCGAAGGAUCGCGUUCCAGAUCGGGCUCAACUACCGAGCGGAGACGCAACAGUGAACAGUCGCUGGUUUCGCUGGCUGAUUCGACGGUGGAUGAGACAGCUGGCGAGCAGAUGCAUGUACAGGAGUCACAGGAGCAAGGCGACAUUGGCCUGGGACUGUACGCCAAAUACUUUAGAUCUGGCGGCGGUUUCUUUGCCUUCUUCGUCACAAUGGCCUUUUGUGUGUUGACGCAAGUGAUGGCCUCACUGGGUGAUUACUUUCUUGCUUAUUGGGUUGCCAAGAAGGGCAGUGUACGCAACGAGAACAUUGUGCCACAGGGCAACAACACCUUCGUAUUGGAGGCAGAUGCGCCCAUUGUCAAUGACACUUUCACCGUCGCACCGGACACCGCAGACAACUCGCAUGUGCUGGAAUCUCGUCUUUCCAUUUGGUUAAGUGAACUAGGCUGGUCUGUGGAUGCAGAAAUGCUGGAUACAUACAUCUUUACUUUGAUUACGAUCACAACCAUUGCUCUGACUUUAGCACGUUCAUUUCUGUUCUUUAAUCUGGCCAUGAAGGCUUCGACCAAGUUGCACAACUCAAUGUUUCGUGGUAUCUCGCGUGCCGCCAUGUAUUUCUUCAACACGAAUCCCUCGGGACGUAUACUUAAUCGCUUCUCGAAGGAUAUGGGUCAGGUGGAUGAGAUAUUGCCCGCUGUGAUGAUGGACGUCAUACAGAUCUUUCUCUCACUCGGCGGCAUUGUCAUUGUCAUUGCCGUGGUGAAUCCCAUGUUUCUCAUACCCACAAUGUUCCUCGUCAUCAUCUUCUAUCAGCUGCGCACGUUUUACCUGAAAACCUCUCGAAAUGUCAAGCGCCUGGAAGCCAUUACUCGUUCGCCGAUUUACUCGCAUAUGGCAGCCUCUCUCACGGGUCUGUCGACUAUUCGCGCCUUUGGAGCACAGCGAGUGCUUGUGAGUGAAUUUGACAACCAUCAGGAUUUGCACAACUCGGCGUUUUACAUGUUCAUCAGCACGUCGCGUGCCUUUGGCUUCUGGCUGGACUGUUUCUGCAUUCUCUAUAUUGCCAUCGUCACUUUGAGCUGUUUGUUCUUCCCGCCGGCUAAUGGCGGCAUGGUUGGUCUCGUCAUUACCCAGGCUAUGGGUAUGACCGGCAUGGUGCAGUGGGGCAUGCGUCAGUCUGCUGAACUGGAAAACACAAUGACGGCCGUGGAGCGUGUUGUUGAAUACGAGGAUAUCGAGCCAGAGGGUGCUUUGGAGGCACCAGCUGAUAAGAAACCAGCCAAAUCGUGGCCAGAACACGGCAAGAUCACGUUCGAAGAGCUGAGUCUACGUUAUUUCCCCGAUCCCAAAUCCGAAUACGUGCUCAAAUCACUCAAUUUUGUUAUCAAAGCGCGGGAGAAGGUCGGCAUUGUAGGUCGCACGGGUGCGGGCAAAUCUUCGCUGAUUAACGCAUUGUUCCGUCUGUCGUACACCGAUGGCUCCAUUCUGAUCGAUAAGCGCGACACUCAAGAAAUGGGCUUGCAUGAUCUGCGUAGCAAGAUCUCGAUAAUACCUCAGGAACCUGUCCUCUUCUCGGGCACAAUGCGUUACAAUUUGGAUCCAUUCGAUGAGUACAGCGAUCAGAAGUUAUGGUCUUCCUUGGAGGAGGUGAAACUAAAGGAUGUCGUUGCCGACUUGCCCAGUGCUUUGCAAAGCAAGAUAACCGAGGGCGGGACCAACUUCAGUGUGGGUCAACGUCAAUUGGUGUGCCUGGCUCGCGCAAUUCUGCGCGAGAAUCGUGUGCUUGUCAUGGAUGAGGCCACCGCAAAUGUGGAUCCACAAACUGAUGCACUAAUUCAAACAACUAUUAGGAAUAAGUUCAAGGAAUGCACAGUCCUCACAAUAGCACAUCGGCUGCACACUAUUAUGGACUCGGACAAGGUGCUCGUCAUGGAUGCCGGUCGCGUCGUUGAGUUUGGCACACCCUACGAGCUGCUCACCUCUGCCGAGACCAAAGUCUUCCACGACAUGGUCAAGCAAACUGGCAAAGCAACCUAUGAGAAUCUGCUGCAGGUUGCCAAGAAGGCAUUUGAAUCAAACCAACAAACUCGAAAAUUAUCUUCUUAAGGCCAACAAAUUUAGUAUCGUAAUCAGGCUUUAUAUAUUGUUUUAUCAUUUAUUGUAUAUAAUGUCAUCAGUUUCCAAUUUAUCAUUAUAUAUUGUCGUAAUUUUAUGUGUACUUAUUAUGGAACUAUGAGUGUAUGUGCCUAUGCAUUAAUUAUGCCUACUGAUAAUGUUUAUAUAUGUAUCUUUCUAUGUAUUUUAAGUGUGUAAAUGCGGAGAAAUGCAGUGCCUUACAAAAUAAAUAUGUAUAUCCCACUUAUGUAAA
This is a messenger RNA of Drosophila sulfurigaster albostrigata, 4580 nucleotides long. Its product is annotated as probable multidrug resistance-associated protein lethal(2)03659. Lineage: Eukaryota; Metazoa; Arthropoda; Insecta; Diptera; Drosophilidae. Gene Ontology annotation, cellular component: membrane. Gene Ontology annotation, molecular function: ATP hydrolysis activity; ABC-type transporter activity; ATP binding. Gene Ontology annotation, biological process: transmembrane transport. The coding region runs from base 191 to 4318 and encodes 1375 amino acids. The record is from RefSeq and is a predicted model, not a curated record. The transcript has 9 exons.